AUGGGAAAAAGGAACAAACACGAGACAUAUGCUAAUGGAGUAGAUCGGAAAAUGUUACCUACCGGAGAAGAUCCGGUGUUUCUUCAAUUCAGAUACAAAGUGAAGAUGAUUGAAGAUGAUGGUGAAGACGCAGAGUCCUGCAGAAGAUUGCAGAAGAUAAUUGAAGAUUAUUUGGCUCAGAGGGAGAGUAGAGAGAUUUUCUGUAGAGUUUUGGAAGAUGAUGAUGAUGAUGAAGAAGAAAAAGAGAGAGAAAUUUCCGUAGAAUUGAAGAAUCCCCCUGAAGAAGGGCUUGAACCGAAUGUGUAA
Molecule: messenger RNA, 306 nt
Organism: Vicia faba (fava bean)
Lineage: Eukaryota; Viridiplantae; Streptophyta; Magnoliopsida; Fabales; Fabaceae
Source: the annotation of a GenBank genome assembly